This is a messenger RNA of Lutzomyia longipalpis, 1215 nucleotides long. It is a transcript of the gene Bgb, whose product is annotated as protein big brother. Gene Ontology annotation, cellular component: core-binding factor complex; nucleus. The transcript is spliced from 3 exons. Gene Ontology annotation, molecular function: sequence-specific DNA binding; transcription coactivator activity. Bases 268 to 915 code for a protein of 215 amino acids. NCBI's taxonomy places the organism in Eukaryota, Metazoa, Arthropoda, Insecta, Diptera, Psychodidae. Gene Ontology annotation, biological process: regulation of transcription by RNA polymerase II. The record is from RefSeq and is a predicted model, not a curated record.
CCGGAACAUUACGGCUGGGCGUCAGAGAGUAAAGUGAAUUUGGUGUCUCGAGGCACGAUUUAGUUUCAGUCGAGCGACGAAACGUGCGCAGUGAGAAUUAGUAGUUCUGGAUUCAGUGUUUUGAUCAAUUGGGAAUUUUCGCAAGAAGAAUUCAGAAAGUGUUAUAAAGACUGACUAUAAAAAAUUCAUUAAGUGAAGCCGUUCUUGUGCUAACUACACUAAUAAAAAUAUUUCUUGUAAUUAAUUUUCUUAAUAAAUCCGUAACCCAUGAUGAUGAAUGAUGCUGCCGCCCUUGGGAUGAUCCCAUACGACUCUAUAGGGCUGUAUGAGCAGCCCAAACCUCGUUUUAUCUUCAAGAUGCCCCGAGUUGUACCGGAUCAAAAAUCCAAAUUUGAAAGUGACGAACUCUUUCGUCGUCUUAGUCGAGAAAGUGAGGUGAGGUACACAGGAUACAGGGAUCGUCCCCAAGAAGAGCGUCAAAUACGUUUUCAGACUGGAUGCCGUGAAGGACAUACGGAAAUAUCAUUUGUAGCAUCCGGCACAAAUCUACAAUUAGUUUUUAACGCUAAUCACGGCCCAUAUCUACCAGAGAGAGAAUGUGAUUUCGACAAGGAGCAUGGAAAGGUUCACAUAAAGUCACAUUUUAUCAUGAAUGGUGUCUGUGUGAGAUUCCGGGGAUGGUUGGAUUUGGAGCGUCUUGACGGUGUUGGGUGUUUGGAGUACGAUGACCGACGUGCAGCUCAUGAAGAUGCGAUUCUGCGCGACCAAAUCGAUCGAUACAACCAACGACUGCGUGAUUUUGAGGAUAAACAGAGGGCCUACCGUGGCGAGAGGCAAGAUGAAAUGGAUCAAGUGAGACGUGGGGUUCCGGGUGGGAUUGGUGUUGGCGUGGGUGGAGGCAUGUGGAGACGAUAAGCAGAUUUAUUCACAGUCACAUCACAAGAAGCACAAUUAGAAUUAUUAUUUUGGAUUAUUUUUGUUAUGUUUUGUAUAUAAAAUAUUUUUAAAUAUGUACAUGGUCACCUUUUCUUCAUCCCUUUCAUUUACAUAUGUACAAAAAAAUUAAAGUAAAAAAAUACAAACAAACUGAAGAGAUUUGCAUAGAUAUUUUAGGCAACUUUCAAGAAUCUUUUACUUAUAUGACUGAGUUUAAACACAUUGUAGUGAUUCUGUACAAUUAAGAGAGCAUAAAAACGAUAAUUUUGAAAAUGGAAA